CUGGGCCCAGAGCCGCCUUGGCUGGCUGCUCUCUUACAGAGACUGUUGACCUUUGGCGAAGUGGCAUCAGGCCGGAUGGAGGAGGGACUAGGCGCUGCAUGUGGGAUGGCUUAUACCGGCAAGUACUUUGACAAGGCCAGCUACCGGGUCUUCUGCCUGCUGGGAGCAGGUGAGUCCUCGGAAGGUGCCGUCUGGGAGGCCUUGGCCUUUGCUGCCCACUACAACCUGGACAACCUCGUGGCGAUCUUCAGUGUGAACCGCUUGGGCCAGAGCAGUGCUCUGCCCCUGGAGCAGUGCUUGGCUAUCUACCAGAAGCGCUGCGAGGCCUUUGGGUGGAAUACCUACGUGGUAGAUGGCCAUGACGUGGAGGCGCUGUGCCAGGCAUUUUGGCAAGCAGCUCAGGUGAAGAGCAAGCCCACAGCUGUGGUGGCCAAGACCUUCAAGGGCCGGGGCAUUCCAAACACUGAGGGGGCAGAAAAUUGGCAUGGAAAGCCCAUGGCCAAAGAAAGGGCAGAUGCGAUUAUCAAAUUAAUCGAAAGCCAGAUAGAGACCAACAGGGAGCUAGUGCCAAAGCCACCUAUUGAAGACUCCCCUCACGUCAACGCGACGGAUGUAAGGCUGACCACUCCACCUGCUUACAACAUCGGCGACAAG
This is a messenger RNA of Elephantulus edwardii (Cape elephant shrew), 654 nucleotides long. Its product is annotated as transketolase-like protein 2-like. Gene Ontology annotation, molecular function: thiamine pyrophosphate binding; transketolase activity. The annotation marks the transcript as partial. The record is from RefSeq and is a predicted model, not a curated record. Lineage: Eukaryota; Metazoa; Chordata; Mammalia; Macroscelidea; Macroscelididae. The transcript has 4 exons.